Cololabis saira (Pacific saury) is the source of this 1919-nucleotide messenger RNA. RefSeq names its product macrophage mannose receptor 1-like. NCBI's taxonomy places the organism in Eukaryota, Metazoa, Chordata, Actinopteri, Beloniformes, Belonidae. The coding region runs from base 65 to 1039 and encodes 324 amino acids. The transcript has 6 exons. The record is from RefSeq and is a predicted model, not a curated record.
CGUCAGUUAUAUCAGCAACUUCAGCCGCAGACCGAAGGAGACGCGAAUCUUUGCACGUUCAAGGAUGGAGGCAGCUCGUUUGUUGGUCGUUGUUGCAGCAGUGCUGGGUUUCAUCUCCACCACCGCUGAGCGCCACUACAAGUUUGUUCAGCAGAUGAAGACCUGGCCGGAGGCUCAGCGUUACUGCAGUGACAACCACGACGGCCUGGCGUCUGUGCACACGAUAGAGGACAUGCAGUUCCUGAUCAGCCUGGCAAAGACGAGCGGCAUGUUCGGAGACUUUUGGAUGGGAUUGUACGAGAACGUAAACAGCUGGAGGUGGUCGAUGUCGGAUGCUGAUUUCUAUCCUGAAGGCGAGGCCGAGUUCCGAGACUGGGGUCCUGGACAACCAAACAACUUAGGCAACGCUGAACGCUGCACAUCCAUGCGGUACACGGGGGAGUGGCACGACUACUCUUGUGACUCUCCCCUGCAAGCAGUCUGCGCUGACGUCACAGGAGCGACUGCAACAUUCGUUCUCACCGAGGAUAACCUGACAUGGCCCGAAGCCCAGAGAUUCUGCAGGAACAACCACAAGGAUCUGGCCAGUGUCAGAAACAAGACGGAGAACGAGAUGAUACAUGGGCUGAUACCGGCUGAUAGAUAUAUCUGGAUUGGUCUUUACAGAGAAGACUGGAACUGGACCGAUGGGAGUAAGCUCUCCUUCAACUACUGGGCGCCAGGGGAGCCCAGCGGCGGGGAUGAGAGUUGUGCAGUGACAAACUUUACCAAUUCCGGACUAUGGGAGGACUGGAACUGCAACCGGGAGGCAUCGUUCAUUUGCAACGUUGCUCCUCCAAAGCAUGUGGUGAAAGUGAAGGUGAAGGUGAAGGGAAGCUCUGGGCUGGAUCUGAAUGACCCUGUUGUGAUGGAACGCGCUCUGGAGCAGCUCAAACAGAAGCUGAAGGAGAAGGGAGUGAACAGUGACAUCAAACUGAGCUGGAGGAAGCAGUCAGAUGGAAAGGUCUUCCACAAGGAGAAGAAGAAGAGUGAGCUUUAACAGAAGAAAAUUAUCAUCGCAUCAGCUUCUUUUCCGCUCAAAUUUUUUUUCUUUUCAUAAUAAGUCUGAAUUGAGCUUUAUAUUAUAUUAUAUAUAUAAUAUAUAUAUAUAUAUAUAUAUAUAUAGAAGCUGCCCUACAAAAGUCUGACUUUAGCCUUCUGUCAGAGAGACUGACGAAGCAACUCUUUGGAUUACUUAAAAAAACAAUAUAUUAGUAAAUGUAGCCCCAGAUGAAAUCAUGUGGUCUGAUAAGUUAUAUGGACAUGUAAAAGUAAAUAAUUACUCUGAAUGCUCGCCAGAGGGCGCUCCAGACCACACAAUUACUGAAGAAAGUUGAUGACGGCGACCGUCAUUAAAGUAAACAUCAUCGGAUAGAAUCUAACAGACAUCACCUGUCUGUGAGAUUCACAACCAGCCUGGGUUCACGCUUUAGAACAGUGUCCUCCCACUCAGGCCCUUCGGCUUCCUCCGAGGGCAACAAAGCAGGGACGGUUGCACAUAAAUUAUUCACCUGUCACGUUCUUGAUGUUUAUUUGUUUAAAAACAUCGGUUUUGAUGAUUAUGAUUUACUUUGUGAUUUCUUAUGAUGAUUAGUCUCAAUGCUUUUAAAGUGAUUUUCACAGUUUCAGCAUUAGCCAAAACUGACAAUGGAGACAAAUGUGUUGUCCUUUCAUAGAUAUCUGACGACAUUGUGGUCCAACCUGGGCCCCUUUUGGUUUAUAGGUGGUCCAGAGACCUGUUCAAACAUGACUAUAUUUCCAAUAAAAAUCUUAAGAUUUCUCAUUUCUAUUCUGAAGUAAAAUCUUUCAACUGCAGCUUGAUACUGUAUAUUUGUGCGUGUGUUAUUCUUAAAGUGAAUAAAAGUUUAACUGGAAUCAGA